UGAUUUAUCCCAAUUCAAAUAUCCCGCCAUCAAAGUUUCCGCCAAUCAAAAAACACUUCAGAGUCGCUCAUCCUCACGUCAAUAUCAUAUAAUCAGUUUUACGUAAUAUCAAAAUUUUUCAGAAUUUGCACCAAGCAAAUUCUUUCAAUUCUAUUAAAUUAAUAAAAUUCGUGACACUUUUCACGUACAAAAAACAUUCAUAAUGGCCGGAGAACCAGAACUGAAAGGACUUGCUAAAAUCUUCAACUCUCAAACCAAUACUGGCCGAGCUAAUGUCGGUAAAGCCACAUAUUUAGUCAUAGGACUGACAAUAGCCUACUUCGCAUUGAGACCAUCGAAGAAACCAGCUAAAUAAUAAUCUAUACAUCCGUGUUCAAAAUUUUAAUAAAUUGGUAGCAUAUUAAUUUUUCAGUUAUUUUUAUUAGCGAAUAUUUCAGGAAUGUGUAAAACAAAAAAAAUAAAAACACAACAUGUAAUAUUAUUUUUUAAGAUCGAAGAAAUAAAAAUAAUUUGAGAAAGUAA
Messenger RNA from Ctenocephalides felis (cat flea), 522 nucleotides. RefSeq lists its product as uncharacterized. Bases 203 to 355 code for a protein of 50 amino acids. The transcript is spliced from 3 exons. Lineage: Eukaryota; Metazoa; Arthropoda; Insecta; Siphonaptera; Pulicidae. The record is from RefSeq and is a predicted model, not a curated record.